Messenger RNA from Strongyloides ratti, 1032 nucleotides. RefSeq names its product FI20012p1. The transcript has 4 exons. Bases 1 to 1032 code for a protein of 343 amino acids. Gene Ontology annotation, cellular component: myofibril. The record is from RefSeq and is a predicted model, not a curated record. NCBI's taxonomy places the organism in Eukaryota, Metazoa, Nematoda, Chromadorea, Rhabditida, Strongyloididae. Gene Ontology annotation, molecular function: tropomyosin binding. Gene Ontology annotation, biological process: pointed-end actin filament capping; myofibril assembly.
AUGAGAUGUGAUGAGUUAAAGAUGACAGAGGUCGAUGAAAUUAUGACAGAUGCUGAUUUAGAAGCAGCAUUGGAUGAUUUAAACAAUGAUGAUGGUGAUAUUACAGAAUUACUAAAAUUAAUGAAUGAACAUAGAAUGAUAUCCUGGGAGGAGGCUGAACAGAUUAUGGCUGGUUCUGAGUCAGCUCCAGUCAAGUCAAGUCUUCCUCCACAAACUAGACCAUCCGAACCUGACAAUGAUACGGAUGUUGAUAUGACAAUAUAUAAAUUAAAAAAUAAUGAUCCAAGUCUUAAAUUAAUAAAUCUUAAUAAUAUGAAAAGAACUCCAGUUCCACAGAUUAAACGUAUCUUAGAAGCAAUGACAAACCAUGAGUAUGUUGAGAAACUUCAAUUUGCUAAUAUGGGUUUGUAUGACAAUGACAUCAUUGAAUUGAUAGAUGUUAUUGAAAAUAAUACAAAUUUAAAAUGUAUAAAUUUGGAGACAAACUACCUAAGUGGUGAAUUUUUUACAAAAUUAUUUCAAGCAGCACUUGUUCAUGAAACUUUAGAAGAAGUUAAAGCUGUUAAUCAAGGUGUUAUAUUUAGUACAAUAGCAGAGAAAGAAAUUAUAAAAGCUAUAUUUGCAAAUCAUGGUCUUCUAAAAGUUAGUCUAAAUUUUAGAUUACCUGAAGGGAGGCAUAAAGUUGAACAGGCUACAUUAAGGAAUGGUGAAAUAAGACGUGUUAUGAGACGUAAAGCUGCUGAGGAAGCAAGAAAAAAAGAGGCUUUAGAAAAAGAUAAAAAUGGAGAUAAAAAUGGAAAUACAAAUGAAAAUACAAAAGGAGAUAAAAAUAGUGAUAAUAAUACAAAAAAUAAAGAAAAUGUAGAAAAGAAAUUAACUACAAAAACAAAUGAUAACUCAGCAGCUCCCCGUAUAUUAGGUAGUGAAAUUAAGGAGGAAGACGAUGAUAAUCAACAAAAUAAAAAAAUGGAGAAACCAAUGCCUGUGUACAAAAAAUCAAUAAAACCAAAAUCAUCUCCAUUUUCAAAAUAA